This is a messenger RNA of Ictalurus punctatus (channel catfish), 6961 nucleotides long. RefSeq names its product integrator complex subunit 1 (gene ints1). Gene Ontology annotation, biological process: U2 snRNA 3'-end processing. The record is from RefSeq and is a predicted model, not a curated record. Gene Ontology annotation, cellular component: integrator complex. The transcript has 49 exons. Bases 210 to 6854 code for a protein of 2214 amino acids. NCBI's taxonomy places the organism in Eukaryota, Metazoa, Chordata, Actinopteri, Siluriformes, Ictaluridae.
GGGCACAGCCUUACCGAGAAAAAGAAGAAGAAGAAGCGACUUUUUUUUUUUUUUAUCAUGGAGCAGCGGCAGUGAAACACAAAAGUUCUAUGAAGCAGCCGAGUCAGGCAGGGACCGACCCGACCAGACCCUGGUGUCGAUAUCCACAAUCGUAACAUUUCUCACUGUUCUGCUCCCGUGCUCCCGAUUAUUGGCCGACGUCUUGCGCCAUGAAUCGACCGAAGCCGACCAGCAUUAGGCGCCCUAGUGGUGCCAAAACCUCAGGCCACGCUCCUCCAGGAGACUUCAUCGCUUUGGGGGCCAAAAGCCAGGCCAGCGAGACCAAAGCAAACCCGACUCUGCUCAAACCAGCAUCCACAGGUUUACCACCAGACCGCAAGAGAGAGGCGUCCUCGUCUUUACCCUCCUCUUCAGGCCUGUCCAACCUGACGAAACGCCCCAAGCACCCUUCCAAUCCACCCAGCGCACUGUCACGUCUGGCUGAAGUAGCUGCCGUCGACAAACGAGCAAUUUCACCCUCGAUCAAAGAGCCGUCUGUGGUUCCUAUUGAAGUUCCUCCGGCGGUAUUACUGGAUGAGAUCGAGGCAGCGGAAUCUGAAGGCAACGAUGAGCGCAUCGAAGGACUGCUGUGUGGUGCAGUCAAACAGCUGAAGAUGAACCGGGCCAAGCCUGAUAUCACACUCUACCUCAGCCUCAUGUUCCUCGCCAAGAUCAAACCCAACGUGUUUGCAACUGAAGGAGUCAUUGAGGCUUUGUGCAGCCUACUUCGGCGUGAUGCCUCCAUUAACUUUAAGGCUAAAGGGAACAGCCUGGUGUCCGUUCUGGCCUGCAAUUUGCUGAUGGCAGCGUACGAAGAGGACGAGAACUGGCCUGAGAUCUUUGUCAAAGUGUACAUCGAGGACUCUCUUGGCGAGAGAAUCUGGGUGGAUAGCUCCCACUGUAAAACAUUCGUAGACAACAUACAGACUGCAUUUAACACCAAGAUGCCCCCAAAGACCAUGCUGCUGCAGGCUGAAACGGGCCGCUCCGGAGGAGAUCUGAGCGCAGGAAACAGUCCUCACCCUUCCACUCCAGACGAGGACGACAAUCAAGCUGAGCUUCUAAUUGCAGAGGAGAAGUUUAGUCCGGAAGAGGAAGGGCAGGUCAUGCCCAGGUACGACGAGCUGGCAGAUAGCGUGGAGGACUAUGUCCUGGACGUAUUAAGGGACCAGCUGAACCGCAGACAACCCAUGGAUAACGUGUCACGGAACCUGCUGCGUCUGCUAACGGCCACCUGCGGCUACAAGGAGGUGCGACUGAUGGCUGUCCAGAGGCUGGAGAUGUGGCUGCAGAAUCCAAAGCUGACGAGACCAGCGCAGGACCUCCUCAUGUCUCUGUGCAUGAACUGUAGAACUCACGGAGCUGACGACAUGGACGUGAUCUCCAACCUCAUCAAGAUCCGUCUCAAGCCGAAAGUCCUCCUCAAUCAUUACAUGCUGUGUGUCCGGGAGCUUCUGAAUGCACACCGAGAUAACCUGGGCACCAUGAUUAAACUCGUGAUCUUUAACGAGCUGUCCAAUGCUAGAAAUCCUAACAACAUGCAAGUGCUUCAUACGGUCCUGCAGCACAGCCCAGAGCAGGCCCCGAAGUUCCUGGCCAUGGUAUUCCAGGACCUACUGACCAACAAGGAUGAUUACCUGCGAGCAUCUCGUGCCCUGCUCAGAGAGAUCAUCAAGCAGACCAAGCAUGAGAUCAACUUCCAGUCUUUCUGUCUGGGCCUCAUGCAGGAGAGGAAGGAGGCCUCGUAUGCUGACAUGGAGUUUAAAGAGCGUUUUGUUAUCCAGGUGACGGAUCUGUUAACCGUAUCCAUGAUGCUGGGCAUCACAGCACAAGUCAAAGAAGCUGGCAUUGCAUGGGACAAGGGAGAAAAGAAGAAUCUGGAAGUGCUCAGAGCUUUUCAGAACCAGAUUGCUGCCAUCCAGAGAGAUGCUGUUUGGUGGCUGCACACUGUGGUUCCAUCUAUCAGCAAACUGGGACCUAAAGACUACGUGCACUGCCUCCACAAAGUGCUGUUCACGGAGCAGCCUGAGACGUAUUACAAGUGGGAUAACUGGCCUCCUGAAAGUGACCGAAAUUUUUUCCUGCGGCUGUGUUCAGAGGUUCCCUUGCUGGAGGACACGCUGAUGCGCAUCCUGGUGAUCGGCCUGUCUCGAGACCUGCCUUUGGGCCCGGCCGACGCGAUGGAGCUGGCCGAUCACUUGGUGAAGAGAGCCGCAGGAGUGCAGUCAGAUGAUUUGGAUGUGUUGCACGUGGAGAGGAUUCAGCUCAUCGAUGCUGUCCUGAACCUGUGUACAUACCAUCACCCCGAGAACAUCCAGCUCCCUGCAGGGUAUCAGCCUCCGAAUCUGGCCAUAUCAACACUCUACUGGAAAGCUUGGCUCCUGCUGCUCGUGGUAACAGCCUUCAACCCACAGAAAAUUGGUCUGGCAGCUUGGGAUGGCUACUCAACUCUGAAAAUGCUUAUGGAGAUGGUUAUGACCAACAACUACUCCUACCCGCCAUGCACGGUGGCUGACGAGGAGACAAAGACGGAGAUGAUUAGCCGCGAGCUACAGAUCUCCCAGAAGGAGCGUCAGGAGAUCCUGGCCUUCGAGAGCCACCUGGCGGCUGCGUCCACCAAGCAGACCAUCACGGAGAGCAACAGCCUGCUCCUGUGCCAGCUCACCAGCCUGGAGCCCAAGGGUCCACCACGCAGACCUCCACCACACAUCCAGGAACAGCUGAAGAGUCUGAACCAGUCGCUGCGCUUGGGACAUCUCCUGUGCCGCAGCCGCAACCCGGACUUCCUCCUCAACAUCAUCCAGAGACAGGCAUCUUCCCAGUCCAUGCCAUGGCUGGCCGACCUGGUGCAGUCCAGUGAGGGGUCGUUGGACGUCCUGCCUGUUCAGUGCCUGUGUGAAUUCCUCCUUCAUGACGCAGCCGAUGACGCUCCGUCUGCUGACGACGAAGAAGAAGGAGAGAGCAAAGAGCAGAAGGCAAAGAAAAGACAGAGGCAGCAGAAACAGAGACAACUCCUAGGCCGGCUACAGGAUCUGCUGUUGGGGCCCAAGGCAGACGAGCACACGACCUGUGAGGUGCUGGACUACUUCCUGCGCCGACUCAGCUCCUCUCAGGUGGCGUCCAGAGUGCUUGCCAUGAAGGGUCUGUCCUUGGUGCUGUCUGAGGGCGGGAUAAAGGAUGGAGACGAGCGGGACCAUCUGAUGGAGGACGACUCCAGGGAUGCAGAGCUGCUUCCUUCGUAUCAGUGGCUCCUGCAGGACCUGCCCAGACUGCCAUUGUUCGACAGCGUGAGGGGCAUGACGGCCAACGCCCUGCAGCAGGCCAUUCACAUGGAGACUGAUCCUCAGACCAUAAGCGCCUAUCUGAUUUACCUCUCCCAGCAUGCACCAGUAGGAGAGCAGGGCCUGCACAAUGAUCUAGCACUGGAUGUAGCCCGGCUGAUAGUGGAGCGCUCCACCAUCAUGAACAGUCUUUUCUCCAAGCACUCGUGCAGGCCCGAGUCAGACGCCACACUCACUGCCCUCAUCUCCAUCUUCUCCACCUACAUCUGUCGUAUGAGGAAGACCAAGGAAGGAGAGGAUCUUUACAGCUGGUCCGAGUCUCAGGAUCAGGUGUUUCUGCGCUGGACGACAGGAGAAACGGCUACAAUGCACAUUCUGGUGGUCCAUGCCAUGGUCAUUCUGCUGACGCUAGGACCACCCAAAGAAAGCGAGGGCGCUGCGUCAGAGGAGAGCUCGGAAACACCUACACGACUGUCAGUCAUUUCGGGUGAAAGUGACUUCUUCACUCUGCUAGAAAUCUGGUUCCCCGAUAAAAAACCCCUUCCUACUGCUUUCCUGGUGGACACCUCGGAGGAAGCUCUUCUCUUGCCCGAUUGGCUAAAACUGAGGAUGAUCCGCUCGGAGGUAUCCCGAUUGGUUGAUGCAGCGCUGCAGGAUUUGGAACCGCAGCAGCUGCUGCUGUUCGUGCAGUCCUUCGGCAUUCCCGUGUCCAGCAUGAGCAAACUGCUGCAGUACUUGGACCAAGCCGUCUCCCAUGACCCACAGACACUGGAGCAGAACAUCAUGGACAAGAAUUACAUGGCUCAUCUGGUGGAGGUGCAGCACGAGAGAGGAGCAACAGGCGGACACACGUUUCACAGUUUACUCAGUGCAUCACUUCCACCCCGCAGAGACAGUGCAGAGGCGAGCAGGGUGAAAGUGACCGUGGAGACUCCACACAGCUCACUGAAGAUGAGAGCCGUGAGUCAGAUGCCUGUCAUCAGCCCUGACGACGAUCUCACUACUGUCCUGCUGCAGCUGUUUCCUGUGAAGAUGGACCCGCGCUGGCCCACGCCCCCAUCACGCCCUCUGGCUUUGGCUCUGCAGCAGGUUCUCGCUCAGGAAGUGUUGCGGGCACGAAAGGGAAUGGGCCAGCAGGGUGGCACAGCUCCGCGUGUCUUACAGGCCCUAGCAGCCGUGUUUGGGUCGGCCCACGCUGGGCCACUAGUCGUGGCAAUGCGUCAUAGCCAUGCCUUCUCAUGCCCUCUGCUGCGGCAGCUGCACCUCUACCAGCAGACUGCAUCCCAGGAUGUGGCUUUCAGCUCGCUCUUUUUUAAGGUGGUCAUGCAGAUGUUAACCUGGUUGGAAAGCUCUGCACUGGAGGCAGGCCCGCUUAGCAACCUGCUGAAGUCUCUGGUCGCACAAUAUUCCCACAAGCACCACAUCACUGAUGUACGUACAGGGUUCCUGCACCUGGCGGAGGCACUCACGUACAGGCGGGACUCCGAGGUGGCCGUGAGGGGCAUCAUCGCCUCGCUAAGGGCUGGAGAGAAAUGCAAUGCCGAGCCUGAACUCAUCAGGAAAGUCCUACAGGGAUUAAUGGAGGUGAAGUCACCGUACCUGGAGGAGCUGCUAUCCCUACUCAUGACUGUUGGCAUGGAGACAGGAGCCCCCAGUAACACAGCUGGCCCUGUUGCCAUGGUGAUUAUGCUGCUGCUACAGGAGACCGAGGAGAGAGGGGUGAAACUGGAAGCAGAAUCUAAAACCAUUUCUGAAGGGAAGAGAACGGGCUCCAGCUCAGGGCUGUUGGUUGAUUGGCUGGAGCUGCUUGACCCGGAGGUGACCUCUGUGUGCUCGGACCUCCAGCAGAAAUUACUCUUCUCAGUGAACAAGGGCAAAGGCUCUGGACUGUGUCCUGUCCCUUCCUACAGGCCCUACCUGCUGGCUAGCCUCACUCACCAGUCCAACUGGAGCACUUUGCACCAGUGCAUCACCACACUGCUCAACAAGCCUAAAGAGCACAGUGUGGACCCCUCCUCAGCUUUGGAUUUCCUGUGGGCCUGCAGUCAUAUCCCUCGCAUCUGGAAAGGCAGAGACCAGAAAACUCCACAGAAACGCACCGAGAAGUUUGUCUUGAAGCUGACCAGUGACGAGCUGAUCAGUCUGGUGGAUCUGAUCCUGUGGGAGUCGGAGCUGAGCUGGCGCGACACCGGCAAAGCUGAUGAAACACUGGACCAGGCCUCCUGUUCUCUCAUCCAGUCCCGCCUGCCCCUGCUGCACAGCUGCUGCCACAGCGACCCCCAGAAUGUCCACACUGUCUGCGAGUACCUCCUCAACUGCAUCAAGAAGUGGGGGGACAGUGUGAUGAGCAGGAGGUGUGAGAACCUACUGCUGCAGAUAUACCUCCAGUUCCCCGAGGUCAUCCAGCACGUGCGUCUGCCCGAUGCGUCACUGAGCGGAGAGGCCGCUGCCGAUGGAAGCACCUGCAAGCUGGACAUCCUGGUGCAUCGUCUCAUCACACUUAUGGCAGACACCGGAGAGUCCAAAUCGGCAGAGAGUCGUGUUUCGGAUGCGACUCUGGCCUGCAGGAGGCUGGCUGUGUCCCACCCUGUACUUCUGCUCAGACACCUGCCUAUGAUUGCUGCUCUCUUGCAUGGUCGGAUCCACCUGAACCUGCAGGAGUUCAGGCAGCAGCGCCAUCUGACCUUCUUCAGCGACGUACUGGCUAUCCUGGAGUUGCUUCAGCCACGAGUCUUUCACUCAGACCACCAGAGGGCGCUGCAGGACUGCUUGUUGUCCUUUAUUAAAGUCCUACAGAACUUAAGAAGAUUAUCCCGUAUGCCGGUCAUUAACAAGUUUGUGCAGUUCAUUCAGAAAUACAUUACUCACGACGCAGCAGCUGCCGUGCCUUAUCUUCAGAAGCACUCUGAUAUUCUACAGGGUCUUGCGUCCGAGAAUCCCGACCUGGCGCAGUUGAAAUCCCUGCUAGCUGGCCUCACUCUGCCUGUAAAGAUGUGCUCCUCAGACGUCAGUGCAGAGGACAGAGACGCUGACGACUCCUCCUCCGGCUCCUUGCCUCUGGUCAGUAUCUCAGCCUCCACAGCACUCAGCUCAACAGAUAUGACCAAGUACCUGAAGAAACUUUCUGGAGGGGAAUCCAUUGAAGAUGUGCUGGACGUGCUGACUGAGGUGGACGAGAAGUCAAAGAGAAAUCCGGAAAUAGUCCAGUAUUUUGUGAACGAUCUGCAGAGGUUGAUGAGUUCGCCUGAGGAGCUGUGUCGCAACAUGGCCUUUAGUCUGGCGCUGCGCUGCAUUCAGAACACUCCCAGUCUGGCGUCAGACUUCCUGCCCACCUUCAUGUACUGCCUGGGCAGCGGGAACUUUGAUGUUAUCCAAACAGCCCUGAGGAACCUUCCAGAAUAUGUGCUCCUCUGCCAAGAGCACGCUGGCAUUCUGCUCCACAAGGCCUUCCUAGUGGGCAUCUAUGGCCAGAUAGACACCAGCUCUGUAAUCGCAGAGUCCAUGAAGGUCCUGCACAUGGAGGCUACAACAUAGGCCUCCAGUUUUACUUUGUUAUUCUAAACACACUUUGAUUUGAGAAUCUUGUGAUUUUUAGCUGCCUUAAAUGUGAAGGUCCUGCUAAAUCGUUUACCAAAAAAAGA